Alosa sapidissima (American shad) is the source of this 4511-nucleotide messenger RNA. It is a transcript of the gene stat3, whose product is annotated as signal transducer and activator of transcription 3 (acute-phase response factor). Lineage: Eukaryota; Metazoa; Chordata; Actinopteri; Clupeiformes; Clupeidae. The transcript is spliced from 25 exons. Gene Ontology annotation, molecular function: DNA-binding transcription factor activity, RNA polymerase II-specific; RNA polymerase II cis-regulatory region sequence-specific DNA binding. Gene Ontology annotation, biological process: response to peptide hormone; leptin-mediated signaling pathway; regulation of cell population proliferation. Bases 255 to 2621 code for a protein of 788 amino acids. The record is from RefSeq and is a predicted model, not a curated record.
GUCAAGUGUAGGCCCCUACCGUGGCUGGCGAGACGGCACUUGCGCUGGGAGUCAGAACCUACGUCGUUAUUGAAAAAGUACUCAUGAGCUGGGGAAAGAGUCGUCAGUAAAGGCUUAUAGAACAAUCCAUCUGCGUUUUGUGUUGCUGACAGAAAACACUUUUUUCAUCCAUUCAGCGGCUGCGGUGUCGUGCUGUCGACAAACAGGCUACUUAAUUGCGUCAGAAAAGAGACCAGGGAACGGAGUAGGUCACCAUGGCCCAGUGGAAUCAGUUGCAGCAGCUGGAGACGCGCUACCUGGAGCAGCUCUACCACCUGUACAGUGACAGCUUCCCCAUGGAGCUGCGCCAGUUCCUCGCCCCCUGGAUCGAGAGCCAGGACUGGGCGUACGCGGCCAACAAGGAGUCCCAUGCCACGCUCGUCUUCCACAACCUCCUGGGAGAGAUCGACCAGCAGUACAGCCGCUUCCUGCAGGAGAACAACGUGCUCUACCAGCACAACCUGAGGCGCAUCAAGCAGCACCUGCAGAGCAAGUACCUGGAGAAGCCCAUGGAGAUCGCCCGCAUCGUGGCGCGCUGCCUCUGGGAGGAGCAGAGGCUGCUUCAAACCGCUACCACCGCACAGCAGGAUGGCCAAGCAGCCCACCCCUCUGGUACCGUGGUGACAGAGAAGCAGCAGAUCCUGGAGCACAACCUGCAGGACAUCAGGAAGAGAGUGCAGGACAUGGAACAAAAGAUGAAGAUGCUGGAAAAUUUGCAGGAUGAUUUCGAUUUCAACUACAAGACAUUGAAGAGUGCUGGUGAGCUGUCCCAGGACCUAAAUGGGAACAGCCAGGCAGCAGCCACCAGACAGAAGAUGGCCCAGCUGGAGCAAAUGCUUAGUGCCCUGGACCAGCUCAGGAGGCAAAUCGUGACUGAGAUGGCAGGGCUGCUGUCAGCCAUGGACUUUGUGCAGAAGAACCUGACGGAUGAGGAGCUGGCCGACUGGAAGAGGAGGCAGCAGAUCGCCUGCAUCGGAGGCCCGCCGAACAUCUGCCUGGAUCGCCUGGAGACAUGGUUCACGUCUCUGGCUGAGUCUCAGCUGCAGAUUAGGCAGCAGAUCCGUAAGCUGGAGGAGUUGCAGCAGAAGGUGUCCUAUAAAGGAGACCCCAUCAUCCAGCACCGGCCUGCACUGGAGGAGAAGAUCGUUGACCUCUUCAGGAACCUCAUGAAGAGUGCGUUUGUGGUCGAGAGGCAGCCCUGUAUGCCCAUGCAUCCUGACAGACCAUUGGUCAUCAAAACAGGCGUCCAGUUCACCAACAAAGUCAGAUUACUGGUGAAAUUCCCUGAGCUUAACUACCAGCUGAAAAUCAAAGUCUGCAUUGACAAAGAAUCAGGAGACGCUAUUCGAGGGUCACGUAAAUUCAACAUCCUCGGCACCAACACCAAGGUGAUGAACAUGGAGGAGUCCAACAAUGGCAGCCUCUCAGCAGAGUUCAAACACUUGACUCUUCGGGAGCAGAGGUGUGGCAACGGAGGGAGAACCAACAGUGAUGCCUCACUGAUAGUCACAGAGGAACUUCAUCUCAUCACUUUUGAGACAGAAGUCUACCACCAAGGACUCAAGAUCGACUUGGAGACUCAUUCUUUGCCCGUGGUGGUCAUCAGCAACAUCUGCCAGAUGCCAAAUGCCUGGGCCUCCAUCCUGUGGUAUAACAUGCUGACCAACCAUCCAAAGAACGUGAACUUCUUCACCAAACCCCCCGUGGGCACGUGGGACCAGGUGGCCGAGGUCCUCAGCUGGCAGUUCUCCUCCACCACCAAGAGAGGCCUGACCAUUGAGCAGCUCACCACCCUCGCAGAAAAGCUACUAGGUCCAUGUGUGAAUUACUCCGGAUGUCAGAUUACCUGGGCCAAGUUCUGCAAGGAGAACAUGGCAGGGAAAGGCUUUUCCUUCUGGGUGUGGUUGGACAACAUUAUUGACCUGGUCAAGAAGUACAUCCUGGCUCUCUGGAAUGAGGGGUACAUCUUGGGGUUCAUCAGUAAGGAGCGUGAGCGGGCCAUCCUGAGUCCCAAGCCCCCCGGCACCUUCCUUUUACGCUUUAGUGAGAGCAGCAAGGAGGGAGGCAUCACCUUCACCUGGGUAGAGAAGGACAUCAGCGGCAAGACUCAGAUCCAGUCCGUGGAGCCCUACACUAAGCAGCAGCUCAACAGCAUGUCGUUUGCUGAGAUCAUCAUGGGCUACAAGAUCAUGGAUGCCACCAACAUCCUGGUGUCGCCACUGGUCUACCUGUUCCCAGAAAUCCCCAAGGAGGAUGCCUUUGGCAAAUACUGCCGGCCCGAAGCAACGGCCGAGCCAGAGCAGCCUGAUGGAAGCAGUCGAUUCGUCAUUCAGCCAUAUCUCAAAACCAAGUUCAUCUGCGUUACCCCGUGUCCCUCCGUCUUCAUGGACUUUCCGGAGAGUGAGCUUCUAGGAAACGGCUUCUCUGGCACUAACUCUGGGAACACCAGCGAUCUGUUCCCCAUGUCUCCCCGCACACUCGACUCACUCAUGCAUAACGAGGCAGCCGAGGCUGCCCCAACAACGCUUGGUGAGACGCAGUUUGAAUCCCUCACCCUGGACAUGGAGGAUAUGGCAUCAUAGUCUAUGCAGGAUCUAUCCACGGUGAUGAGAUGACCGCUUCACCAGAUGUGUUCUUUUUGAUUUCCGCUCAAUUUUCUAAUUGAAGUGGAGGCUGUACAUACUGAGCUUGUAAUAGGUGCUGUAAAGGCCAACGCUCACUGGCGGCGACAUUCGCGUCUAUGGAUUUGACGCUCAAGAGAGAGAACAGUUUUCGAAACUUCCGACACCGCCAGUUGGCUUUACUCUGUUGGAGUUCUAAACUUAGACGUCACUUGACGCGUGUCAGACGCCACCAAUGGGCGCUAGCCUUAACUCAUGCUUUUGAGGAAAGUUGCCGAUUUCAUUAGUCUUUAGAUUGUAGAGUUUGUAGAGUCAGUCGACCAUUUUGUGUCAGAGAAGCCAUGUUGGCUCCAUCAGUUUGAAGUAAUUCACUCAGCUCAAAGAGAAUGGUUUAGAGGUUACUCUUAGCAGCUCAUGGCUCCCAGCAAUUUAAAGAAUAGUAUGACAAUACUGUUUUCAUUUUAUUUUUGCGUCUUAGCAUAUUCCUAAAACUUAUUGCCAUUGUAAUGAAAUGUCUUGGGGAGAAAUUGUGUUUUCCUGUCAAGUGUUUGUCUGUCACCUUAAAGUUAAACUUUUUUUAAAUGAUUAUAUUUUUCUUAUAGCAAAAAGAAAUGUAAGCUAGCACUGUGUAAAGACAAAUAUCGAGGGAAACUGUAUCCCUAUAUUAACCUUGAAUGUUUUAUAGUAUAUUUCUCUAUAUCUCUCUUCUCGUACCCAGCUCUCACUGCUUUAUGCCGUGUCGUCUUCUCCGCUUUCUAUCUGCUUCUGUGAGGGCCCUGUCUCUCUCUCUCUCUCUAUCUCUAUCUCUAUCUCUAUCUCUAUCUCUAUCUCUCUCUCUCUCUCUAUAUGUGUAUAUAUAGAUCUCUGUCUCUGUCUCUGUCUCUGUGUCUGUGUGUCCUUUCUAAGAGUUGACUCUACAGCUCUACUGCCUUGAACGCUGCUUCUUCUCCCUCUCUUGCCUCUGGCACUUUAGAUGAGGCGAGUAGGCAGCCCCCCCGCCCCGUCCACCCUACUUGUGCCCCAGGGGCCGGCGUCCUGAUAGCCUCCUGAGGCCCCGCAGGUCUGCCGCCUGUAAGCCCCGCUCUGCUGAGGACACGCAGAUUCCAGCAGCCCGCAGGCCUAUCUCUAUCAAAAACGAGAUGGACCAAAAGGGUGGAAUUAAAAAAGAAAUAAAAGGGAGGAAAAAAAACUAAAGUAAUAGGCGGCAGGCGAAGUCAUUCAUGAUUUGCACGACACAGUAAAAAGGUCAGCGCCACGUCGCAUUUCAUUAGGCAACACCAGACAUUACUCUGGCUUAUCUCGCCGUAUCAGGCUGCAUCCCGCCAAUCAUCCCUUGGCAGCCAUUUUACUAGAAAGGUUGCCAGCAAGGGGUGGUGGUGUGAGGGGGGUGGUGGCAGAGUAGGUAAAAGAACAUUGAUUCCUUUGAGGUUCCUGGCCUGACAUUUCGGAAGCAUAAAUGCCCCCCCCUCCCCUUCUCAUCUCUCAUUAAUGACCUGAGCGGAAUGGUAUUAGAAUUGGAUUCGGUACUUUGUUAUUUAACAAAUGGUGAAAGCCAGGGUCACGUUAACUGCCACAUCCACACAUUUAUGAACUGUUAAGCCCUGACAUCCAGGUGCUGCCAGCACGCUCUCAAAUCAUUAACCUUUAUCAUGUCUGCUUUUUUGUUUCAUUCAUUUUUCUUCUGAGCUGUAUUAUAUGUUUUACGGUUUUAUAAAAUGUAUUGUGGUCAAUGACACAUCUGUACAAUGUCUGUCUGUUUCAACAGGGCCUAAGGGUAAAUCCUACUUGUGUCAUUCUGCAAACCCUGUAAAUUACGUUGCAGACCAUUAAAAACAUGAGAUAUCACACGUA